This is a messenger RNA of Capsicum annuum, 1117 nucleotides long. RefSeq names its product GDSL esterase/lipase CPRD49. Bases 57 to 818 code for a protein of 253 amino acids. The transcript is spliced from 6 exons. The record is from RefSeq and is a predicted model, not a curated record. Lineage: Eukaryota; Viridiplantae; Streptophyta; Magnoliopsida; Solanales; Solanaceae.
UUUGUCAUCAAAAAAGAAAAUCUUUUGUUUAUUAAAAGAAAGGAUAGAAGAGAACAAUGAUAGGACCAAGUCGUCCAUUGUUCGCCCUAUUUGGCUCUUCAAUAGUGGAAUUAAGCAGUACCUAUAAUGGUUGGGGUGCAACCCUAACAUUUUUGUACGCUCGCAAGGCGGAUAUAUUCUUGCGUGGAUAUGGUGGUUGGAACUCAAGAAAGGCUCUUGAAAUUUACGAGAAAGUUUUUCCAAAGGAUGCAGAAAUUCAUCCAUCUCUUGUCAUAAUUUAUUUUGGUGGGAACGAUUCAGCAGAUCCUAAUUUUCCUUAUAGCAGUUAUGUCCCUCUAGAUGAAUAUGUUGAAAAUAUGAGGAAGAUUGUGCUUCAUAUCAAGGACCUUUCAGAAAAAACUCGCCUAAUUAUGUUAAGUGCUCCGGCAGUAAAUGAAGAGCAAAUUGUUAAAACCUAUGGGGUUAAUCUGGGUAGAACAAAUGAAAGAAGUAAAAUAUACGCAGAAGCUGGUAUUAAAUUAGGCGAAGAACUGGGCGUGCCGACUAUCGAUUUCUUCGAAGCCCUGUACGGACAACCUGAUGUCUUUUGGGAUGGAAUGCAUUUAACAGCAAAAGGAAGUGAUAUUUUAUUCAAGAAAAUCGCAAAAAUAAUCAAAGAGGCAGAGUGGGAGCCAAGUCUAGAUUGGGACAAAAUGCCUACUGAGUUUGUUGAUAUUGGUACUGAUGCACAUCUUGAGAAUCUGAUUAAGGGAACUGAAGAUAAUAUUAUUGGGAUUACUAAACCUAAAUCCCAAGAGAUUAACUUGGCUACAAAAUAAAUUUAGAAUAUCCAAAAAUAAUAAGACUAAGUACUAGUCAAUUUCCCAUUUUCCUGUGUAGUGUGUCCUAAUAAACUCCAUUAAAAAUAUGCAGUAAAAAUAAUAAGACUAAGUACUAGUAGCAGUUAAUUUCCCAUUUCUUGUUUGGUGUCUCCUCAUAAACUCUUUUGUAAAAGAGUACUGAUAAAUGUUCCUAGGAAGGCUUUGCCUUUUUUGAUAAAUUAUGAUUUGCUUUAUUGUAUCAUGAAAAGUCAUAAAUAUUUUAAUGGAAUAAUGGUUUGUCUAAUGUUUGUCGAAAA